AUGGAGGAGGUGCGCAGGUUUUUUCUUACGUUGGAUCUGAGGGAAGUGCCUUCGGUGGGACUCCUCGAUGCAAGGCAUAUUUUCAUUAAACUGUCCAAUGAAAUGGACUUUCACAGAAUCUGGUCCAGAAGCAUCUGGUAUGUUAAUGGAUUUGUGAUGCGGAUAUUUAAGUGGUCGACAUCCUUCCAUGUGGAUAAGGAGCCGUCGGUCGCUCCUGUUUGGUUCCAGCUGCCCAAGUUGCCAGUACAUUAUUUCAACAAGGAGGGGCAUGGGGUAGAGGGUUGCCAUGUACUCCAGCUUGAACUUCGGGUGAAAAAGCCUGUGAUUGAGAAGAGGGAGAUAGAGCAGGAUCCAUGUUCGGCUGUGAUAGAGGCUCUUGAUGUUAAUGAGCGGUCAGCUCGGCUGGACGGGGAUGGUGGAUUACAUACAGAGUGCGACAGCAAGAAUUCAAAGGAAAAGAUGGAGGGGUCAGCUCAGCUCGUUUCAUCAGAGGAUGAAGUAGUUGCAGAAGGUUUAGGAAUGGGUUCGACUGAUCACCCACAUAGAACAUGCGAACUCAAAACCAUGCAUGGAUCGCCGGGAGGUGAGGCGUCAUUUUCAAUCAACUUGCAGGUGGAUUCGGUGGACGAGGGGAUGGAAUACGGUGAACUUAAAUUGUUGACAGCAGACCAGAAGGAUGUGGGCAGCGAUGAAAGUGACGAUGGGGCUGAGGAUGAUUUACCUAUGAGAGCAGGAAACCUGUCACCAAGGCUGGUAACCAUACGUGAGCGGGAUCCGGUUUCCACAAUGGAGGAAUUAAACAUUGAGUCUCUUCAUGGACAGGAUAAGCGUCGAAGGAAGGGAAGGGACUACGUGCUCAAUCGGAUAGGCAACUCCGAUCAUCCACUUUUCUCAAUAACUCUUUCCAGGUAUUACGCAAUGAUUAAUACGCUAUUAUGGAAUAUCAGAGGAGUGUCUAAACUCUCAAAUUUUCGGAGAUUAAAAAACAUUAUUAGCGAGAAUGGUAUUCAGUUUGUAGCCAUUUCUGAGCCAAAACUAGAUGCUUCUGAAAAACACGGUAGACGGCCAUUCACGGUGGCGGAGGGGCUUGAAUUUUUGGCGUUCAUGGAAGAGGCAGAGGUAUUUGAUGCUGGUUUUUCCGGGUCGAGGUUUACUUGGUGCAACAAUCGGAGGGGGAGAGCCAGGAUUUGGAAGAGAAUUGACAGAUUGCUCAUAAAUAGGGAGUCUGCAGAUUUGGCCUCGAAGAUCUCAGUAACUCACUUGGCACGGCAUCCAUCUGAACAUGCUCCAUUGAAAGUUUCUUUUGUUUCAAGGUUGGACAACGGGCCUAGACCUUUUCUGAUUUCUGAAUGUAUGGACUUCCAGACCAGAGUUAUUAGACGUCAUCAGGCAACUAGAAGGGCGAUUCAACAAUGGAACAAGCAGAAAUUUGGCAAUGUUGGCACUGCUAUUAAGGAGGCGGAGAACAAGCUUGGAAGGGCAGAGGACAACGCGGCCACAUCUCAGGGGGAGGAGGUUACUAAAGAGCUUCAGAGGGCACAGGCAGAAAUCAACAGAGCAGUAGCAGUGGAAGAACAAUUCUGGAGACAGAAAGCACGGGUUAAAUGGCUUACUUGUGGGGAUAGAAAUACAAGGUUUUUUCAUGCUGUGGUCAGACAAAGGCGGGUGCAAGGGGCGAUACAUAGGGUGAAGGAUCCGACUAGGAUGUGGGUGGUAAAGGAUGAAGACAUAGCAAAAGCAGCGAUAGAGUAUUUCUCCAACCUCUUCUCGGGGUCAGUGGUUCCCAUGGCAGGGGACUUCAUGCAUCUGAUCCCUAAAGUGGUAACAGGUGAGGAAAAUGAUCGACUGGCAGCGACUCUGGACAUUGAGGAGAUCCGUCAACUGGUUUUCUCCAUGGAUGGGGAUAGUGCUGCUAGGCCGGACGGUUUUACAGGCAAGUUCUUUUCUUUUGCUUGGGAUGUCGUUGCUCAAGACGUGUACAUAGCGAUAGUGAGUUUCUUCUGCAGUACUGAGUUGCCGAGGUUCAUCACGUCCACUUCUAUUGUGUUACUGCCUAAGGUGUCGAAUCCUGAAGACUUCUCUAACUUCAGACCGAUCAGCCUUUGCAAUUUCUUCAAUAAGAUGUUAUCUAGGAUUUUGGUGGGGCGCCUGGCCUUGGUGAUACCGAGAUUGAUUUCCCCCCAACAGACAGGGUUCGUCAAAGGCCGAAGCAUUACUGACAAUUAUUUGUUGGCUCAGGAGUUGAUGGCAUCUAUAAAAAGGAAGGCAAGAGGAGCGAAUGUGGCUCUAAAACUAGACAUGACUAAGGCUUAUGAUCGGAUGUCGUGGUGCCAUAUUAUCACCAUGUUGAGAGCUUUUGGGUUUUCUGAGCAAGUUAUUGAUAUGGUUUGGAGGCUUAUUUCAAAUGUUUGGUUCUCUAUUAUCAUCAAUGGGUCUACCCACGGGUUUUUCAAAUCUAGAUUCAGGGUUCCAGCAGGUUGCCCGGAAGUCACACACCUCGCCUUUGCAGAUGAUGUACUAAUCUUUACUAAUGGAACUGCGGUGGCGUUAAAACGAGUGAUACGAGUGCUCGAUGAAUACCAACAAUCCUCUGGCCAAUUGGUCAACCCUCAGAAGAGUGGGUAUUUGGCUCAUCCGCCUCUUCCACUGGCACGGAGAAGGGUCAUUGAGUGGAUCACGCAAUUUAAGAGGCAAGAAUUUCCAAUUCGUUACCUGGGGUUCCCUCUGUAUACAGGUAGAGGCAAGGUAACAUACUUUGCAGAGGUCUGUCAGGCAGUGUUGGCCAGAGUUAUGUCGUGGAAGUCUAGGUUGCUGUCAAUGGGGGAGGGGGAUGUUGGUUUUCGGAAGCUCCGAGACGUAUACUCGUCAUUCUCUUGCAAGUUGUGGUGGAAUUUUCGGAAGGCCUCCUCACUUUGGGCAAAAUUUAUGCGAGCUAAGUAUAGUAAGAGAAGUCACCCAUGUCAGGUGGAGUUGAAACAACACAACUCGAUGACGUGGAGACGAAUGUUGAACAUCAGUUGGCAGACGGAGUUGUCCAUGAUAUGGCUGGUGAAUGGGGGAUCAUGCAACUUUUGGUACGACAACUGGUUGGGGAGUGGAGCAAUAAGUCUCAAAGCUACGGUGAUACCGGAUCUCUCCUUCCAGGAUUUCAUCUCUAAUGGGGCCUGGGACGUUCACCGCCUUACUCGUGCCUUGCCGCACGACCUCAUCGACCUAAUUCUCCAACAACCGAUUCCGGAGGGAGACGACCAAGACGAGUUGGUAUGGUGCCAUAUGCCAUUAGGUAGGUUCACCUUGGCAUCUGCCUUUCAGGAGGUCCGUCCAGCGCGAAAUUACUCUCUCAUGCACUCUCAGGUAUGGCAUCACCGAAUACCUCUAAAGAUUUCUUUCUUCAUGGCACGUUUUCUUUUCGGGAAAAUUGCCUGUAACAGGAGUUUUGGGGAGGGUGGGGGUACAGUUGGCUUCAAAGUCGAGGAUCAACGAUGCGGGCUUGGCUUGCGUGCGACUUGGUGGCUUUCGCCACCGAGGUCGGAGAAAGGUCGGUUUCUGUUCGUCGUUCUUCCCAAUUUCAUUUGCUGGCACAUUUGGAAGGCGUGGAAUAAGGCAUAUUUUGAAGGGAUUCAGUUAUGCCAGGCGAGGGUUUGCCAAGACAUCCUGCAGGACUUGGAAGGGUUGGCUGAGGGCCAGUAUAACCAGCGACUUGGGAUGCACACAAUAUUUCAGUUUUUUGAGGGGAUCACUAUCCCGCCUCUGAGAUAUAGGGCUCAGGUGGUGGGGUGGCGGCUGCCUGGGGAGGGAAUCCUAGUCUUGAACAUAGAUGGAUGUUCCAAGAGUAAUCCUGGAGCUAGUGGUGGUGGGGGAGUACUCCAUGAUUCAUCCGGGUUACCGCUAUUCACUUUCUCGGCCUCAUUCGAGGAAACUAUGAGUUUAAGGGCAGAGGUACUGGCUUUGGCAACGGGCCUCCUUUUGUGUACACACAAGGGGUUUACCAGUGUUUCCAUACAGGUAGAUUCAUUGGUCCUGAUAGGGAUUUUGCAGCGAAAGUUCCAGUAUCCAUGGCGGGUUCGAAAAGAAGUCCAGAAGAUCAGGGCCAUGGUCCCAGACACGACACAGAUUACGCAUUGUUACAGAGAGGCAAACAGGGUGGCGGAUAGUUUGGCUAAUGUGGGCGUUGCUGGAUCGUACUGGAGCAUCAUCAUCUAUGAUCAUUUUAAUGACAUAUCACGCUUGGCGCGCGGGAAAAUCCGCUUGGAUAGGAUAGGCGUACCUUCAAUCAGGAGAAGAAAAGUAGGCUAG
Molecule: messenger RNA, 4296 nt
Organism: Coffea eugenioides
Lineage: Eukaryota; Viridiplantae; Streptophyta; Magnoliopsida; Gentianales; Rubiaceae
Exons: 8
Coding region: 1-4296 (1431 amino acids)
Molecular function (GO): RNA-DNA hybrid ribonuclease activity; nucleic acid binding
Source: RefSeq, a predicted model, not a curated record